Molecule: messenger RNA, 3426 nt
Organism: Brienomyrus brachyistius
Lineage: Eukaryota; Metazoa; Chordata; Actinopteri; Osteoglossiformes; Mormyridae
Gene: rgma
Product: repulsive guidance molecule BMP co-receptor a
Exons: 4
Coding region: 643-2004 (453 amino acids)
Biological process (GO): BMP signaling pathway
Cellular component (GO): plasma membrane
Molecular function (GO): coreceptor activity
Source: RefSeq, a predicted model, not a curated record
UCCCGGUGACAACACGCCGUGUCUCACAUUUCCUAACUAACCAUUUGACAGCCCAGAUGCGAGCGAUCGGGCAAGCAGUCCAGCAGGAGCCCGCCGCGAUUCCCCGACGGUCCCCCCCUAAAAGCAGCGCACAUUAACGGGAUACACAAACUGCAACUGGAAAAUCAACGCCGACGUGACCUAAAACUUUCUGUUCUCCGAAAUGCACGUCUUCAUUUAAAUGACCUCAGUUAAUUGAUAUACGAGUCAGCGACGCGAACGAAACCGCAAGAGGAAACAGAAUCGAUUUAUGAAAUUACCGUCUACAAAUCCUCUUCAUUGCGACUAUCGACGUCAGGUCGUGUGAAAAAAUCACUCUCAUUUCACACCUUUUUAUCUAGGAUCAUUGGUGCCUGGCGACGGUCACAAUGCAAGAUAUACGGCACUACUUUCCACCUAGUUGAACAACAGAAAACGUUUAUUAUUAUUAUUAUUAUUAUUAUUAUUAUUAUUAUUGUUGUUGUUGUUGUUGUUGUUGUGGAUUACAACAAAACCCUACAUCGUUUUUGCUUUGCGCCUGAUUUGGACUCCUUCCUCUCUCGCCGUGAUCGUCCGCCCCGCUUCUUUGGCUGAGCUCCGUCCCAAACCGUGCUGGAAAACCUCAUGCAGCCGCCAAGAGAGAGGAGAGAGGUGCGAUCCUGUGCUGGAUGGAUGGUUAUGGGGAAAGGAGCAGCAACUUCGGCGCUAGACGUCUGCAAGAUCUUCGCCCUGUUUAUCUACAUGUUCCCUACAGCGAGUCUGCAGUGCCGGAUCCUGAAGUGUAACUCUGAAUUCUGGGCCUCCACGUCCAGCCUGGGCCCCGAGGAGGAGUUUUGCACGGCGCUGAGGGCCUAUCACGCCUGCGUGCGGCGCACGGCGCGUACCUGCCGCGGUGACCUGGCCUACCACUCCGCCCAGCACGGCAUCGAGGACCUGAUGGGGCAGCACAACUGCUCGAGGGAGGGCCCCACCUCGCAGCCGCGCACUCGCAGCCGCACGCCACCUCCGCCGCCGCCGCCGCCCGACAGCCAGGAGCGCUCCGACGCGCCGGAGGUCUGCCACUACGAGCGCGGCCUUCCGCGGAACGCCGCCCCUCCCAACUACACACACUGCGGCUUCUUUGGGGACCCGCACCUGCGCACCUUUGGCGAUGACUUCCACACCUGCAUCGUGGAGGGGGCGUGGCCUCUCAUCCACAACAAGUACCUGUCCGUCCAGGUGACCAACACCCCUGUGCUACCUGGCUCUUCAGCCACGGCAACCAGCAAGCUGACCAUCAUCUUCAAGAACUUCCAGGAGUGUGUGGAUCAGAAGACGUACCACGCGGAGACCAACGAGCUGCCGGCCGCCUUCGCCGACGGCUCGCGCAACGGUGGCGAGCGCCAUGGGGGGGCGGCGCUGCGCGUGCUGGAGAAAGUCCCCGGCCAGCACGUGGAGAUCCAGGCCCGCUACAUCGGCACCACCAUGGUGGUGCGGCAGGUGGGCCGCUACCUCACGUUCGCGGUGCGCAUGCCGGAGGAGGUGGCGCACGCUGCUGAGGACGGCGACAGCCAUGACCUCUACCUCUGCCUGCACGGCUGCCCCCUCAGCCAGCGCAUCGACUUCCGGACGUUCCGGCACCGUGCCGCAGGAGGACGUGCCCCCGUGAGGAGACCCGGCUCCGGAGACCAGUUGGGCUCACCACCCCAUACCUUCACUUACCAGUCAGCCGUGGCCAAGUGCAAAGAGCGCCUCCCGGUGGAGGACUUGUACUUCCAGUCGUGCGUCUUCGACCUGCUGACGUCUGGUGACGUCAGCUUCAGCCUGGCUGCCUACUAUGCCUUUGAAGAUGUCAAGAUGCUCCACUCGAACAAGGACAAGUACCAUCUGUUUGAAAAGGCGGUAGGGCUGGGGGGUGCCCCAUCUAGGAGCCCCCACCGGAGCCUGCUGCCUCUCCUCAGCGCCCUCGCACUUCUCUGGCUUCAGUGGCUCCCUGUGUGUCUCUGAUCACUCUGGCUUCAGCUGUAGCAGUGAACAUUCCCAUCAUCACGCCAUACCUCAUCCCACACCACCCCAUAUCCGCUCACCUGCUUGGGUGGGGGGUUGAGUGUUUCCAUGCCAGAGUGCCCCAUUCCAGCCAUCCAUCCUGUCUUCCAUGUUCCCGCCAAUGCGCAGAUGGAAUGCCGCGAUUGCUGCCCUCCCCAGGCUCUCCGGGCAUGCUAAGGGACAGCUCUGGGCGAUGAGCAGCGGCGCCCCUUGGGGGAUGGGGCAGAGAGGCUCCAGGAUCUUAGGGGCUGAGCUAGGAGGCGAAAGCUUCCCCCAGCAGAGGGCAGAGCCAGCAGGCUUCUGUGAGCCGCCGAUGGGGAGGGCUUUGUGUAUGUGACACCCGCCACAGGCCUGGGAGACAGGAGAGGCCUGAGCGUGCAGCAGAGCGCCCUCUGCAGGCCGGUGGAGAUUUAUGGUCACCUGGCUGCCUGCCUGCCAUGUCCUUGAGAGGGAUGGUCGUACGGUGUCCUCUCACGAGGGCUUGCUAUCUGUGGACGGAAGCCGCACUUGCCGGUCAUUUCCAGUUGGGCUGUUUGCCCUAACAGGUGUCUAAAGGAUGAACAGUAUUUAAGUGAUCCGAUUGACCGGGUGUCAGAGUCGAGCUGGAAUCGGAUCCAGGAUGCAGCAGUGAGCACAGCAGAUUAUCCAUGGCAAUGUUUACAUGCUGAAUGUUUUUAAGUUUAAUUUGCAUAUCUCCGAAUAUGCUUAUAGUGUGUGUGUGUGUAUGUAUGUAUGUAUGUAUGCGUGUGUGUGUGUGGACUGAAAUGUUCACACAGCGACCACAAGAUUUUUGUCUUUUAUUGUUUAAAUUAGCCCCUCUUGGGCUCUCUCUCUCCCUCUCCCUCCCUAUACUUUUCACAGUUUAGCAGUUUAAUGCCACAUUCACUCCAGCUAGAUCUAUGAACAAAGCAGUGAAACGAUCUUCCAGCACGGAUAGAAGCCAAGCAGCCGAGGGGGGGGCUCUCUGGCGCGAGGGGCCCCGCUCUGUCACACUGACAUUAAAAGGCCGGCCCCCAUGCUUAACGGCUGCCGCCCUGGCUUCGCUGUAGGGCUUGUUUGAGUCGUCUCUCUCAAUAGUCCUGUUAAUUUAUGGCUGAAACCCUUGCCAAAGAGCAGAACCUUGUGCCAACAGUUUAAAAAAUGGCCAAUCCCACUCUCCCCUGCCUCCACGUUCCUAACCCUUCCGUUUCUGGGGAGCUCGGUAGUUGAAGGUAUUUGGGUUGCACUGAGGGCUGUGCUGUGUGUGGUGCUGAUGAAAGUAAGGGCAGAUUGUGGGGGUAACUGGGGGGGGGGGGGCUGCUAUUUCCCUGCCACCCUGUGGCAUCCUGCUGCUGUGGGACCAGUCUGAGGCGCCGGCGUCAUUCCAUCGCGUGGCAUCGAUUC